AUGACUACACCAAUUGAGCUGACGCUUCUUAGCGAAUCGCGGCUUGAUCCUAAGCCGCACAACGGCCUCCUCACUUACAAUCCCAACAUCGAGCUCUUUGCAGGUGCAGCUGGAUCUAAAACCCUACAGGUAUGGCGCUCAAAUGGUCAGAUCGUGACAAAAAGUAGCCAGCGCGGCGAAAAAGAUAGCGUCGAGGCUCUACAUUGGAAAGCAGAUGGUCAAUUUCUUGCAGUGGGAUGGAGCGAUGGAGUUGUAAGGUUAUUGGGUCUCGAAACCAGCAAGGCUGUUCAUCAGAUGCCAAUAUGCGAGGCAGGUAAAUCUCGAAUUACCUGUGUGGGCUGGUCUCGUAACAAUACGAGAAAACACUCGGAUUCCACUUCCCUAUCAUCGACCAUACCCUUAGAGGGCCUAACAGCUCACGGCCUUUUCCCCAGUGGCAAGAAAUCCACCGCAGACCUUCCUCGAGAACUUACGUUUCUCGAAGUUGAAACUGCUCUGCCCAAGCUCAGUCCUUUACCUGCAUCAGGAGGUUCGGGUGAUGAUUCGUUCGUAUUUACCACGAGAGCAUCGCUGGAGUUUCUAUUCCAGCCCUUCUCGCCUCAUGACAGCGAUAGAGUCGACGUCAUGAUCGUUGGUACAAAUGACGGGCGCAUACAUGUCAGCAUCUACGAUUCUUUUAUCAUUGGAACAUUCCAAUACGAUUUACCGCAGCUUUCUGGGAAGAGUGCGCCUCUACAAUUAUGCCACCACGUGUCUCAUCCAGAUCUAUCGACACAUAUGCUAAUGUUCAAACCAUCCGGAGAGGCCAAAACAGCAACGAUGUACCUCGUUCCCAUAGAUCUCACCUUUAUCCACUCAUCGCCAGAGAAUCUCUCUCUCCUAGCCUCAAAAACCACCACCCUACAAAAACUUUUGAGAUAUAUCAAGCAAGUGCAGAUGCACAUGAUGCACGAGUGGCAGUCUACUCGCGAGCUUCCAACUCGAUUUUUAAAUAGCAUUAAUGAGACUUUGAAGGAAUCGGGAAACUAUGGCGAAAUGGCCAUCGGUCAAGCUCUGUAUCAUUCAGUCGUGACAGGACACACAUUUCCAGAAGUUCACGAAUGGCUCGUUGACCAAUUGGCGGAACGGGGCCAUAAACGAUGGGAUAAGGCUGUUGUAUCAGGUCUUCAGGCGCUACGAAGUCUUAUCCAUGAGAACUUUCUCCCAGCCCUCGAGCGAAUUGGUAUCAUUCUCAGCCGUCUCCUCGGUAUCACCCGUUAUCAUGAGUCCAAAGCCGAAAUUGGUUUUAGCAGCGCACAGAUUACUAGAAUUAUGGAUAUCGUCUCCUGCUUAAUGCUAGUAGGCAAUAAAAUCCUCUUGGUUGUCAUGGAAGAACUGGAACUUUUCCAAACUUUCUCAAUCUGGCUUCGACAUGAGAUCGAUAGGCUCGCAUCUUCUUCGUCGACAGAUGAAUUAUCCGAAAAAGAGGCAACGAUGGAACACGGGAAGAUUUUGGCCUACAUUCAACAGUAUAUGCCCGCGAGUCCCUUGCAGCACCAUCUCAGCAAGGUCCCCGUGGAUAGUUCGGAUAAAGGUCGCCAACAAGCUGAAAGUGGAAGCUCUCUCUUAGAACUGCUUAGCAAGCAGCUUAAGAAGCAGGACAGUGGACAGCCCGACGAAAAUUCUUUCUCACAGGUCGAGUUCUUGUGCGGUUAUUUAGACACCAAAGCCGAUGCUAUCUUCACAGGCAUCGCAGAAGCAGAAAAGCGGAGCGUGCGAUUUGGUCAACCAAACGCCAUCCAACUAGAAAACGAAGUCUCAAAUUUUGACGUCACGGUGUCUGCCAUUCCAAGUUCGGACACAUCGCAGACAUCAACGUAUACUGCUCUCACGACGGAAAAAGAUGAAUAUAGCGUAUAUGUAUUUCGAACGAAUAUGAAUGUGCAGAAUGGCAUUAGUGGCUCUACCACAACUGAGGUUUCAUGCUUGGUGCUUGGUGAUGGAAAAGUGUUCGAUCUAAAAUUCCUGCACGAUGACUGCUUACUUGUUUUAUGGGCUCCAAAAGACCAACCACUGCGGAUUAUCAGAAUUCCACAUAAGUCCGAGGACAUGGGCUAUCGACCGUACAACUCGGGAAGUAAAAUAACCCCCCACGUACUCAAUAACAACCAAGUAACUAGCCUAUCCAAGAACAUGAUAGUUCCUUGCGAACCCAACUUCGUACCGGCACACAUGGAAGUAAAGGGGGCAAGCUCUGAGCGUGGUAAGAUACCUCCGAGGGUAUGUUUAUUGGGGAACGACUCUCAAACAUACAAAGUCUUCGCUUUACCGGAAGACCUACUAACAGAGUCCGAAAAAGCAAAAUGA
Molecule: messenger RNA, 2346 nt
Organism: Hypoxylon trugodes
Lineage: Eukaryota; Fungi; Ascomycota; Sordariomycetes; Xylariales; Hypoxylaceae
Product: anaphase-promoting complex, cyclosome, subunit 4-domain-containing protein
Exons: 7
Coding region: 1-2346 (781 amino acids)
Biological process (GO): anaphase-promoting complex-dependent catabolic process; protein K11-linked ubiquitination; positive regulation of mitotic metaphase/anaphase transition
Cellular component (GO): anaphase-promoting complex; nuclear periphery
Molecular function (GO): protein binding
Source: RefSeq, a predicted model, not a curated record